AUGCAUCGUCGUCUGACUGCCUGCUGCAGUGCGAAUGGCGUACGCGGGGCCUGGAGGAGUGCUGUACGCAAAUGCACCUCCCAGACGGCGGAGGGUGCUGCAGGCUCUCAGAUUGGCGAGAAGGCAGCUGGAAAAUUCAAACCUGCCUCCACGUCAACUGGACCUCAGCGAAAAGAUUGGCGCACACACAAGGAGGUUGUCUAUGUCAAGGGAGUUCCAAUGAAGGGGAGUCUUUUUAAGCUUCCACUGAAGGAACAAAUCCUCAUCUGCAUCAUCUUUUCCAUUACAGGGAGUGCGGCAGUCCUGUUUGUGCGUCCCUUUAUUCGUUCCCUUGUGAAGGAUGGAUUUCUGGGACUUCCGGAAGAUAGUGGAUGGGUGAAUGGCCCGUGGCUUUAUCGUUUUUUAUACCUCGCCAUCAUGUACCCUGCCUACUCCAUGAUGCUUUUUAUUAUUGGCUCUAUUUUUGGCCGGCGUGUGUGGUUCUCGUUCAUGAUUCAUAAAAUGUGGUCGCGUGUAAUGACAAAGAAAGCGGGGAAAAGGCUUGAACACCUGUUGGACCUGCAACACUAUUGA
This is a messenger RNA of Trypanosoma rangeli, 573 nucleotides long. RefSeq lists its product as uncharacterized. Bases 1 to 573 code for a protein of 190 amino acids. The transcript has a single exon. Lineage: Eukaryota; Euglenozoa; Kinetoplastea; Trypanosomatida; Trypanosomatidae. The record is from RefSeq and is a predicted model, not a curated record.